Verruconis gallopava is the source of this 1453-nucleotide messenger RNA. RefSeq lists its product as uncharacterized. The transcript has a single exon. NCBI's taxonomy places the organism in Eukaryota, Fungi, Ascomycota, Dothideomycetes, Venturiales, Sympoventuriaceae. The record is from RefSeq and is a predicted model, not a curated record. The coding region runs from base 74 to 1453 and encodes 459 amino acids. Gene Ontology annotation, molecular function: L-2-aminoadipate:2-oxoglutarate transaminase activity; pyridoxal phosphate binding. Gene Ontology annotation, biological process: biosynthetic process.
CGAGGACCAGUAACGGCGUAAUGAGGGGCUUCACGGGCUUUUUUGGUAUUCAAUCACCUUUUCCAAGGCAAUAAUGACUUCUUUGCUUCCCCAGGGGGAUGAAAUUAAUCUCCAACUCGGAUGGCCAUCACCGCAACUGUUCCCUGCCGCAGAGCUGAACAACGCAUCAGAGUCAGUGUUGACGAAUCCUGAAAUUGCCAGUCAAUCCUUAAUCUAUGGGCCAAACCGUGGGUACCUGCCGCUCCGUAGCCAUGUGGCACAGUGGCUUGGCAAGACAUACUACCACGACAAAUCAGGAGUAGACGAGGAUCGAGUCUGUAUUGCAGGUGGCGCAUCUCAAAAUUUGGCGAAUAUCUUGCUGAGAUUCACUGAUUCAAGCUACACACGCAACAUUUGGAUGGUCGAGCCUACCUAUUUCCUGGCUUGCCCGAUAUUUGAAGACUGCGGAUUCGUGGGCAAACUUCGCGGUGUACCAGAAGACGAAGAAGGCAUCGAUAUCAGCUUUCUGAGAGACUCGCUGGCCCGGGUUGAAGGAGAACGAGCACAGCUGAAUGGCCAUGAUGCGCCAAGAGUCAAGACGGCUGUCGCUGGCUACGAGAAAAUCUACAAACACGUCAUCUAUUGCGUGCCUACGUUCUCAAACCCAAGCGGUAAAACCAUGUCACUCAGGCGGAGAUACGAGCUCGUCAAUCUAGCCAUAGAGUACGAUGCGCUUGUAGUCUCGGACGACGUUUAUGACUUUCUUUGGUGGCCGGAGAAGAAAUCUUUGUAUCCAUGUCAUACAAAAGUGCGACUGCCCCCGCGGUUAGUAGAUGUCAACAGAGAAAUUGACCCGGACAGCAAGUGGGGCAACACUGUCAGCAAUGGCUCGUUCUCGAAAAUCGUAGCUCCUGGAGUGAGGGUGUCUUGGGCAGAAGCGACGCCUGCGUUUGCAACUUGGCUAGCAAACACGGGCGCAACCUGGUCUGGUGGCAAUCCUGCUCAUCUAUCGUCCACGUUUAUCGAGGACUUGUUUAGCUCGGGAGCGCUGGAAAAGCAUAUCUCCCAGAAACUCAUCCCUACGUAUGCAGCUCGGUACUACGGGAUGGUAGACGCGAUUCAGAAGUAUCUUGAGCCACUUGGUGUCCAGAUCACCACUGGGAGGCCUUUCAGAGCCAAUCUGGUUGAUUCUCAGGACGAGGUGAUUUUGGCUGGCGGCUUCUUCCUCUCACUCACAAUCCCUGAGGGAUAUGCUUCGGCAGCUGUGUUGGCGAAAGCGGCGAUUGAACGGUACAAGCUGAAGUUCGCCUACGGGAAGAUGUUCUUGAUCAAGGGCGACGACGGGAGUGCAAAGCGUUCGCUGAAUACGUUUGCCGACUCCAUCAGGCUUUGUUGGGCGUUUCAUACGGAGAAACAGAUCGAGAUCGGUAUAAAGAGACUGCGAGACGUUCUGUUGGAUCAUAAAACCCUAUGA